UUGUUAGUGAGAAAAUAAUAGUUUUUAAGCUCAUUUGCCGUGUUUUAUAGAUUGCACAAGUUAUUAUGGCUGAUGAGGGAUGUUAAAUUGUAAAUGUAAACUUUAGUUUUUAAUUGAAGCACGAAUAUAAGUGGAAAUAUGGAAAUAUGUUGAUGGGAAACUUUGCUUGAGAACUUAUGCUGAAAAGUUUUACGGUAAGAUAGAUCUGUCAUUUUCUACUAGAAAAUAUGGACUGGUACUACAAACUGCUUGCGCGGCGGCCACAUUUCGUAGUGGUUUCAGUCGGUGUAUUUUCUGUAGCGUGUAUAAUGGUAGCAUUGAUGACCAGAAAGUUACCUGAUUUUGAUGAUCCUACGCUGGGCUUCGAAGCUCGGGGAACGUCGAUUGGAAAACGGUGGACUACGUGGCGUAAUUUAUUGGAAGAAACGAGCCCUAGUGGGAGACUCAUUUGUAAUCCAAAAGAGCUAGAGGAUCAGCUGAGUGCUGAUUUCAACUACGAGUUUCGCAUCCGAAAACGGAAGAAAGGACGUAAAAAAACAAAUGAUUAUGGUAAAAAACGCAAUAGAUUGAACAAAAGCAUUAGAAUUCUUAAAGAGCUAUCUAAUAACAAAUCGUCCAAUGGAGAGCUAAUCAGUUAUGAGGAGUACGAUAAUGGUACAUUUACUAGUAGACACGACAAUUGGGAAUAUGGAAAAAAUAUGUCAUUCUAUGCUGAGGAAAAUGGCAACAAAACAAUGGAAAAGAAGCGUGCCAAAUGGGACACGCUUAGAAAUUUGAAGCCGCCGCCGGAUGCAAUAGAGAUGCACAUUCCAGCUGAUGGAUUUUUCUGUGAAUCGCCCAAUAAAGAGUUUGCCCACUUUGUAGUGCAACGAGUUAAUCAUAACUUAAAUGACACUUUGUUUGAGCUGAAUGCUUUUUUGGCCAUGUGUGACCUGGAGCAACGUAUCAUAAACACGGAACACUACACGAGCCUUUGUCAGAAAGAACUUACCAGUGACAAUUGUUGUCGACCAUGGUCGGUAGUAAAUUACGUGACGUUUCUUUCGAAUAAAACUUCCUGCUUCGAGCUGGACGAGGAGGAUAUUGCGAUGGUCAAAACAUUGCUGUUUGAUUGCUACCAGUACUAUCACAACAUGAAAUUAAGCAAUGAUUGCGUUCGAUCAAAUUGUGUUGUGCCGACCGAAUGCAAGCAACAUAAUGCGGUAUAUAACAUUUUACAUUAUCUGGCCGAUGCAGAGUUUAUUAAACUGAAUGAAUCUGCCGAAUUUCUUAGUGCAACAAUGAUUUUUUUACCAAUUGCAAGGAGUAUCAAAACACUGGAAUUUUACCAUAAUUUGCGACAAGAAAACCUUCAAAACGAAUUAGUAGCAGUGGUUGCUAUCGAUAUGGGUUUAAAAAAUGCGCUGUUUGACGAAUGUCUUCUCAGAGACGGUUGGUUGGUUGGAUUGGGUGCAAUUUUUGUGGUCGUUUCUAUGUGGCUCUACACAAGAUCGCUUUUUGUCACAAUAAUGACCGUGAUUGCUGUGAUUUUCUCACUCGGAGUAGCCUACUUCUUUUAUGCACUGAUAUUCGAGUUGUCGUUCUUUCCGUUUAUGAACGUGCUGGCGGUCGUGGUGAUAGUUGGAAUCGGAGCCGAUGAUGCGUUUAUAUUUUUGAAAAUAUGGCAGUGCGCUAUGGAAGACCGUUUAAAAACGGGUGCCAUUGCGAUGGACCCAUCAACAGCCUCUUUCGUGGCGGAAGGUGGUACAACUCGAUCGGAUACGUUAGUCGGUAUUAUAGCUAGAACACUGAAACAUGCUGCCUUGUCAAUGCUAGUUACAUCUCUGACAACAGCGGCAGCAUUCUAUGCCUCUUAUGUGAGCUCUAUCACAGCUGUUCGGUGUUUUGGUAUAUUUUCUGGCACAGCUGUAAUGGCUAACUAUUUACUGAUGGUGACCUGGCUACCCGCUUGUGUUUCGAUUGCGGAACGAAUAUCAUUUUUCUCGCUUAUCAAACCAGUGGAGAACUUUGUUGACAAGCUUACGUAUCCUUUCAAAACAGUUAGUCAAUUUGGUAGAAAAAUAGAGGAUAUCAUUAUAUCGUUGGUAAUUAAGGUUCCAUUAUUGUGGAUUGUUCUCUUAGGUGCUACUGGUGUGAUGAGUGGUGUGAUAGUGCUAUACUGGCCCAAGUUAAGACUCCCGGACUCGCCGGAUUUUAGGCUAUUUAUCAGCAGUCACCCAUUUGAACGAUACGACAGUGAAUACAAGGAGCAGUUUUGGUUCGAAAAGGUUUACAUAGCGACAGAUACCUUCAAGUUACCGCUGCGCUUCGUAUGGGGUGUUCAGCCGGUCGAUAGUGGAAAUUUCCUGGAUCCAGAAAGCCGAGGUUCGCUUUAUUUCGACGAAAGUUUUAACAUUAGCGCACCGGAAUCGCAGCAGUGGCUGUUAACAUUCUGCAAGAGUCUUAAAAAUCAGACCUUCUAUCAGAUGAGCUACGGUUUGCUGCUGCCGAAUUGCUUCAUCGAGAAUUUCGUCAACUGGAUGUCGCGACGGUGCAAUGACUUUAUGGGCGAGAUCGAUCGAACGCCUUGCUGUGAGGCAUCUUCCUUCCCAUUUGCCCCGGAUGUAUUCGACCAUUGUUUGCCAGAGUCGAUUUCCAGUCUAUAUGAAACCCCAAGGCAGUUCUUCAUUCCUGGAGUCGCUGGGCCGAAGUUUGCUAGACAACCGUACGGGAAUACUAGUGGACCUGCAAUUGUUAAGGCAGUAGUAAUCGAAUAUGAAAGUAAUCAGGUUUUUACAAUGUCUUACACAGAGAUUGAUGCUUUUGUCAAAACAGUGGAAGAUUGGUUAGAACGGAUGUUAGCCGACGCACCGCCUGGGAUGAAGAAUGCCUGGUUCAUAAGUGAACUAGAGUUUUUUGAUUUACAGGAUACACUGUCCACCGGGACUAUGGUCGCCAUUUGUAUGGCAAUGGGUGUAGCACUGCUAGUCCUGCUUUUAGUGACGUUGAAUGUGUUGAUUAGUUUAUACGCUGUAGUGACAGUUACGUUUACGAUUUUGACGACGGUAGCCGUUCUAGUGCUACUGGGUUGGAAACUGAAUGUGUUGGAGAGUGUAGCUGUUAGUACUGCAAUAGGUUUAGCGGUAGAUUUUAGCUUACAUUACGGCGUCCAUUACAGACUCUCGACUGAUUCGGAUCGAAAGUCUUCGACAUACUAUUCGUUGACUAGAAUGAUUGGUCCUACUGCCAUGGCUGCAAUCACUACCGCAGUCGCUGGGGCAUUGAUGUUGCCCUCGAACGUGCUCGCGUAUAUUCAAAUAGGUGUAUUUUUAGUGAUCGUUAUGUCCACUAGCUGGAUAUAUGCCACAUUCUUUCUGAUGAGCCUGCUCCGAGUCAUUGGACCACAGUUUGGCUUCGGUCAGUUUCGUUACCCAAAGCUUCGAGGAGGCCUUCGAGAGAAUACCAAAGCUCAUAUUGAGACUGCUACUCGACAAAAUCAUUUACAUCACCAAAAUACGGUUUCCGAGCAGCUGUUAUCCAAUUCCAGCUCGGCAGCCGGAGAACUAGUUGGAUCCGAGUCCCAUGAAUUGGACUCCCUCACAUCUAACUCUAUUAUCAAACCCAUCAAUCUAGAUAUUUCUAGACCUAUCAAUUUUGACAGAGCUUUUAAGAAAAAGUAUUCGUUACCUCGAGAGCACAGCCCAUCAACAGCUAGUGCAAUAACGGUGGUUUUACCAGAUGACGUGGAUUUCAAGAGUGGAUAAAGAAUUUGCAGACUAUAUAUUUUUGUUGCAGAAGAACCCUAUUGCAUUUGGGGGUUUUCAUAGCUGAUACAUGUGCAAUUGUCAAACAUAUUUCAGUGAAAAUAUUAGAAGUUUUAACGUUUUUUGAAUUGGUUUUUUUCUUCGGUCAACUCAGUUGACUACGUUGCUUUAAGGUUCAAACACGUGUCAUUGUAUUUUUUUACCUCCAGAGUUUUUACUCUUGAAAUCAAAUAAGAAUCAAUGACGCGUUAGUAAAUCUUAAAAUACACGUUUGUGUCAGAAGAGUAAGCGGCGGACCCUUCAUAAAAGCAAUACCAUUUUUGACUUUCACUACUAAUUAGAGAUUCAGGUUUACGUUCUGAUACCUAUAUUAGAGGAAACAUAGAGAAUAUUUUAUAAAUAAUAAUAAUACUACCUUUUUCAGCACAAUGCUUUUUUUUUAGAUUAUGUGGUUUAACGAAAUUCAUAGUUCGGCUAAUUUACAUUUAUUAUAUGUUUAAUCUAUCUGAAACAUAGUGUUACAAACUUAAAUAUCCAAUGACUCCAGCCUUUUGUACUGACCAAUAUCUGU
Sabethes cyaneus is the source of this 4314-nucleotide messenger RNA. RefSeq names its product protein dispatched (gene disp). Bases 228 to 3743 code for a protein of 1171 amino acids. The record is from RefSeq and is a predicted model, not a curated record. NCBI's taxonomy places the organism in Eukaryota, Metazoa, Arthropoda, Insecta, Diptera, Culicidae. The transcript has 9 exons.